Molecule: messenger RNA, 3054 nt
Organism: Myotis lucifugus (little brown bat)
Lineage: Eukaryota; Metazoa; Chordata; Mammalia; Chiroptera; Vespertilionidae
Gene: CCDC73
Product: coiled-coil domain containing 73
Exons: 16
Coding region: 1-3054 (1017 amino acids)
Source: RefSeq, a predicted model, not a curated record
AUGGAGAACGAUUUUAAGAUUGACUCAUCAUCUACCUUUGCUCUUCAAAGUUCUUCAGAGACAUUGUUUUCCAUUCAGCUGUUAGAUUUCAGAACUAGUUUACUGGAAGCAUUAGAAGAAUUACGUAUUCGAAGGGAAGCAGAAAUUCAAUAUGAAGAGCAGAUUGGUAAAAUUAUUGUGGAGACACAAGAACUUAAAUGGCAAAAUGAAACUCUUCAGAAUCAAAAGGAAACAUUAACAAAGCAACACAAAGAAGCAAUGGCAGUUUUUAAAAAGCAGUUGCAAAUGAAGAUGUGUGCCUUGGAAGAAGAAAAGGGAAAAUAUCAACUUGCUACAGAAAUAAAAGAAAAAGAAAUAGAAGGAUUGAAAGAAACAUUAAAAGCAUUACAGGUUUCUAAAUAUUCUUUACAGAAGAAAGUGAGUGAAAUGGAACAAAAACUCCAGUUACAGCUUCUGGCUAAAGAAGAUCAUCAGAAGCAACUGAAUGAAAUUGAGAAAUACUAUGCCACAAUAACAGGGCAGUUUGGAUUGGUAAAAGAGAGUCAUGGAAAGUUAGAACAAAAUGUACAGGAAGCAAUACAGUUAAACAAAAGACUUUCAGCUUUAAAUAAAAAACAAGAAUCUGAAUUAUGCAGUUUAAAAAAGGAACUAAAAAAAGUAACCUCAGACUUGAUAAAGUCCAAAGUCACAUGGCAACAUAAGAUGGGAGAAGAAAACAUCAAUUUAACAAUUAAAGAACAAAAAAUUCAGGAACUUCAAGAAAGACUCAACAUGGAAUUGGAAUUAAAUAAGAAGAUUACAGAAGAGAUUACUCAUAUUCAAGAAGAAAAACAGGAUAUCAUCAUUUCUUUUCAACAUAUGCAGCAAUUACUCCAGCAACAGACCCAAGCUAAUACUGAAUUGGAAGCAGAAUUGAAGGUGCAAAGAGAAAAUAAUCAGACCCUUGAAAGAGAUAAUGAGCUGCAAAGGGAGAAGUUAAAAGAAAAUGAAGAAAAGUUCCUUAAUCUUCAAAAUGAGCAUGAGAAAGCAUUAAGAACUGGGGGAAAGCAUAAUCUUCCAGAAGUAAAUACUGAAAACAGUGAUAUGUCAAUGGGAAAAUUACAAAACAUCAUACAGAAAUAUAAUUCUAGGGAAGAAAAUAAAGUGAGUUUUUGUUUAGAUACUGAAUAUAGAGAAAAUGAGAAAAAGAAAGGACCACUUACAGAAGAAAUCAUUAUAGAAGAUAUACAGCAUACUGAAAAAAUCUCCAAGAAUGAAAUUGAUCCUAGUGUACCUCAAGAUGAGAAGCAAAGCGAAAUCUCUGUAAGCAAAACCCUCUGCAUAGAAAAAGAAUUAAUUAGUCAAGGACAAACCUUGAAUGUUACUGACUUUAGAAAAGCAGCUACUACAGAAAUAAAAGACAAGAUGGGCUUGGAAAGAGACAAUGAAUCCCCAGAAUUUAAAUCACCAAAUAAUUCUUUUUUAGAGGCAGAUAUAUCAAUAGAAACAGACAGCAUACACCUAGAAAGAACUGAAGGAUUCGAUGUUCACUGUCCAGAUUUACAUCUGGAGGUUGAAAGUAACAGAAUAUCAUUUAACAGUGUCUUAAAUGAGAUGGCUCACAGUACAAAUCAUAAAAAAGAUGUUUCUGAACAACGGUUUAGAUUGCUUCCAGAGACUCAAGAAAAUGCUACAAAGAAGACAAUUACAAACAGUGACCAAGCCAAAAUAGAUUUGGAUUCAUCUCUGGAUGAAAAAAAGAAACCUGUUCAGUGUCAAAAAUACAAUUUACAUGACUCAAGUAAUGUUAUAUUAGAUGAUAAACAGUGUAAAAUAGAACAAAUACAACUGGUAAAUAAUAAAAGUGAGUGCAGCACACUACCACCUCAACAAACUUCAGAUGUUCAGCAAAUCUGUAAGGAUACUUCAGAGAAGCCUGGACUUACUAUUCCCUAUGACAUUGCAGUUGAAUACCCCAUUUCAUCUGCAGUUUUCAGUGAUAAUCUUAAAGUAUUUCUUAAGAAUUCAGAUACAAAUGUUAAUAUGAUGCCUAUAUUGGUGAAACCAAACUCAAGCCCUGGGAAAAGAGCUGUAUGUAAAAAUCUGAAUGACUCACAAAGUCCAUUUAAGGACUGUUUGGGAGAUUUAGAAAACAGUAUGAACAUUUCUCAACUUCAAGUUAACAAUGAGAAUAUACAUACCUCACAAGCCAAAGAUAUGAAAACUGCUGUUCACAUGAAAACUUCCACAGAAAUGCAGUUUUCCAGUAAAGAGAGUCACAUUGAUGAGAAUCAGUUAACUGAAGCUACAAAAAAUGACCUUUUCCUGUUUGUGGAUGUUAAUGAAAGACAGCAUACAUUGUUAAAUAAUACUGAGAAAACAGAGUCAUUAAAUGACAUCGUUUCAGGAAAAAUUUACAGUGAAGGACAGCUGGAAGAAUCAUGUUCAUUUCACAUAAAGCCAUCUGGAGAUUUAGUAAACAGAAGUGGAAAGUCAGCCUUUGAUCUUUCAACUUCAGAUAAAAAAACUGAGAAAACUCCAGUAUAUGUGAAUUUUUUAGACCCCAGUUCUUGGUCAAAAGUAAAUCAAAAUGAAAGUCAAACAGUGAGCACUUCAACUUCUGGCAUUCCCUUGUUGCUGAACGAGAGACCAAUAGGCCCAUCAGAAAACGAAAAGAUUGUUUCAAUGACACUUUGUAAAAAUGUCAGGAAGGAUAUUGGGCCAGAUACUACCAGCAUUAACAGAGUUGCUGACACUUUGAAUAACUCCACUAUCCAUCCAGAUCCCAAGGGAGAGCCCCGUGAAGAGAGGAAUGCAACUGCAAAGACUUCUUGUGAUUCUUCUUUUCCCACAGAACAUGUGAAAACACAGUCUCUGAAAUCAAAUCUACAAAGCCAUUCUCAGGCUCUCAAGAUUAAAGAUACUACUAAUUUAACUAUGUCUUCUUUUGGUGAAGGUGGCUGGCAGAGCCUGAUAACAAAUCAAAUAAAAGAAAGUGAAAAGUUCCUAAGCUUAGAGAAUGACAACCAAUCUAAAAAAAGAAAAGCAGAAGAGUUGUUGACAAAAACAGAUUAA